GCCUGUUGUGUUUGUUGUAACUGCAGCAGGUCAGGCUAAAAACUAAUGGUUCAGCUUCAUCCUUUGUUUGAAUCAUUCUGAAGUGGCUCUUUCUGACAGUCUCUCGAACUCAGUCAUCAGAUCACUCGACCAGGGAGAUGGCCUUGUACUGGUGACUGUGUUGCUGUGAACGAUUUCCCAAUGGGCUCGUGGAUCAGCUCCAAGAGGCCAGAUGCUGUGUGGAUUGCAGUGACGGGGCCCCCUGCAGGAGGAAAGACCUCACUGAUCCAAGCUUUGCGAGGUGAGGAGGACAUGCAGGAACUCUCAACAUCUCCACCCAAAUAUCAGUACAACCAUCCCAGAUACCCAAACGUAACCUUCUGGGAGUUCAAGUCAAACUACCUGAGUUGCUCCAAAUUGGACCCGUAUGACAUUCUCAUAAUUGUUUCCUCAGUGGAUCAGUUUGCCUCGGAGGAUGUGAAUGUUGCCAAGGAAGCUCAGACGAAGGACAAGCCAUGCUACUUUGUCCGCACCAACAUUGAUAAGGAUUCACAACGGUGCGCAUCCACGUUUAGCUCCAUAAAUGAUCUGAAUAGAUUUCUAGACAGUAUCACCUCAGCAUGUGUUGAAUAUCUGUCAGAGAGAGGUGCACAGCCCUCUUCAGUUUUCCUUGUGUCUAACACCACGCCUGAGAUCUACCAGUUCUCCCUGCUCCAGGACAGUCUCGAAAAGAAGAUCAAGGAGCUCAACAGAGCCCAGGGUUGUACUGAGAGGCCUGGACUGGACCUGGCUGUUUUUGGUGAUCGCUGGUCAGGGAAAUCGUCUUUGAUCAAUGCUGUACGAGGUCUUCAGACUGACGAUGAGGGAGCAGCGAAGGUUGGACAGCAAGAGCCAUGUACACAGCCUGUGGUAUACUCCUUCCCCAGAUAUUCCAAUGUCAGGAUCUGGGAACUUCCUCCCAUCAGGCCCAAUGUGCAGCCAGAACAGUAUCUGAAGGAGGUUAAUGGCAAAGAUUAUGAGAUCAUCAUUAUCAUCGCCUCCGAAAUCUUCAAGGAUCACCAUGGUCAACUUGCAAAGACCCUUCAGGACAUGGGCAAGAAGGUUUUAUUUGUCCGUAACAAGAUUGAAAGUGAUCUUGCGGCUUAUAAACGGCGUCAUAAAUCUGAUUAUAAAGAAAGCAAGUUCCUGAAGGAGAUCCGAGAGUUCUGUGUCACCUGCCUGUGCAAGGAAGGUGUUCUGAAACCCACCGUGUACAUAUUGAGUAAUCUUGAUAUCGAGAAGUUUCAGUUUCAGUUACUUUGGUCACAGAUUAAGAACCAUCCUGAGAUGAUCAAAGGUGACAUACUUGAUCGUGUAGACCACACAGUACGGGACAGUCUGAAGGAGGCAUUUGAAGUGGGUGGGCUACCUGACCUGAUCUCUCAGAUAUUGAGCUUCCUGUCGAACCUGGAUGAUAUUACAGUCAAUGUCGGUGUGAUCGGGGAGGCUGGUGCUGGGAAAUCCUCGCUGGUUAAUGCUCUGUGCGGUGUUUCUGAUAACCAGCCUGGAGCUGCUGCUACUGGAGCGACAGAAACCACAUUGGCCCCAACCUCUUACCCACACCACACGCUCCAUCACGUUCUCCUGUGGGACCUCCCUGGAUUAGGAACCCCUAAUUUCCAACUGGAGAGCUACAGGGAGAAGGUGGGCUUCCACAGGUAUGACUUCUUCAUCAUUGUGGCUUCAGAACGUUUCAAGGAAAGUCAUGCCAUCCUUGCCAAGUGGAUCCAGGAGAGUGGUGCGCAUUUCUACUUUGUUCGCAGUAAGAUUGACAAUGACAUCACACCAUGUUGGAGAAAGCAAGCAGCAUUGACAGACCAACACGAGGUAAAAAACGAGAUUACCGAGGAAGCAGUGAACUAUCUGACAGAACAAGGAGUGCUCUCUCCUCAGGUCUUCCUCAUAUCUUGCCGUUUCUUUGAAGAUUAUGAUUCAAAGCAGCUGCAAGAGACGUUAAAAAAGGAACUGCCCAAGUUCAGGAAGCAAGCAUUCCUGAAAAGCAUCCACCCACUGUGUUCCAGAUUAAUUGCGAAGAGGAAGGAUUCACUGAGUGCAGAGGUUUGGAUGUUAGCUUUGAUUUCGUCUUGCGCUGCAGCUGUUCCUGUCCCAGGGGUAGCACUUGCCUGUGAUGCGACUUUAUUGAAUAAGAAACUGCCCUUUUAUUACAAGUGCUUUGGACUAGAUGAGGAAUCCCUCAAGAGAAUGUCAGCUGCCAUUCAGAAGCCACUGAAGGAUUUGAGGGCCCAAAUGCGGUCACCCCAAGUGGCACACAUAAACAUUUCCCUCCUGUACAAGUCCCUGUCCAGUGGUCCCGGAAUGGGAUUGAUGGCUGGAGAGUAUCUGAUCCGAGGGUUUCCCGUUUUUGGCCCCGUUGCUUCGGGAGGAAUUGCAUUCACAGUCGCAAAGUGGUUACUGACUGGUCUCAUCCAGGGACUUGCUGCCGAUGCUGAGCGGGUCCUGCAAUGGGUGAUCCAGUCACAGGUUGGGUAAUGGGACACAGAUGGAGGAGAGGGUCUGAGCACAUGGAGACAGUCCAAUGUGACAGCCCUCAGUCUCUUAUAUCACAACCUCCCAGAUCACUGCUUUCUCUCUGGGUUAUACUCCACUCUCGGGCAAUUCCUUUGAUUCGUCAAUGGGAUGUAGGCAUACUGAUUAGACCAGCAUUUUAUGGUCUAUCCCUAGUUGCCCUGGAGAAGGUAGUGGUGAACUGCCUCUUUGAAACCGCUCACCAUCCUGACUUGGAAAUAUAUCACCGUUCCUUCACUGUC
Molecule: messenger RNA, 2786 nt
Organism: Rhincodon typus (whale shark)
Lineage: Eukaryota; Metazoa; Chordata; Chondrichthyes; Orectolobiformes; Rhincodontidae
Product: interferon-inducible GTPase 5-like
Exons: 4
Coding region: 181-2508 (775 amino acids)
Cellular component (GO): membrane
Molecular function (GO): GTP binding
Source: RefSeq, a predicted model, not a curated record